Molecule: messenger RNA, 2880 nt
Organism: Selaginella moellendorffii
Lineage: Eukaryota; Viridiplantae; Streptophyta; Lycopodiopsida; Selaginellales; Selaginellaceae
Product: pentatricopeptide repeat-containing protein At2g33680
Exons: 2
Coding region: 1-2880 (959 amino acids)
Biological process (GO): RNA modification
Molecular function (GO): protein binding; RNA binding
Source: RefSeq, a predicted model, not a curated record
AUGGCGAAGUCCCUAUCUCUCAGAUUUUAUAUUUUUCCUUCAAGACCUGAUGCUGCGAAGAAGAUCCUGGCAGUUGUCCGGCAACUCCACGAGGGGCUGCUGCCCAAUCGGUUUGAUCCAGAAGCUUUGGCUGGCAGUGUGCCAGCAAAUGUGAAUUAUGUCGAGCUCGGUCUCCGCUACUAUCUCGGGUGCCCGGCUAGGCAUAUCGGCCCCAACCUCGGCUGCCCGACUCAACAGUGGAUGCUUGCUCGUUCUGCUAGAAGGCCAAGGUCGUCUCGCUAUCUCCAUCUUUCCGCGGGUGAUUUUCACGAAUCCAACACCCAAGAUGGUGGCAGGCUGGCGAGGUCUUUGCGAGAAUGCGCUCGCAGCAGGGAUCUCUCCAGGGGUAAGUCCCUACACAGGCAGAUUACUGGAUCGGGGAUGGGAUCUGAUAGAUUCCUGGCAAAUCUUCUCAUGGAGAUGUAUGGAAAGUGCCAGGACGUGGGUAAGGCAGAUGCGGUGUUUAGAAGCAUGGGCGACAGGAACGUUUUCUCGUGGAACAUUAUCAUUGCGGCAAAUGCCCAGACCGGGCAUGGCAAGAAGGCAUUGCAUUUGUUUCGAGAGAUGGAUCUGGAAGGAGUCAAGCCGAGCGAAGUAACGUUUGUGAGCGUCAUAUCGUCGGUCUCCGAGCUUGGUUCGAUCGAUCUAGCGGUUUAUGUACGUGCUCGCGUGGAUGCCUGUGGAUUUGGAGCUCAUCUCGUCGUGGGGACGGCGCUCAUCGGUAUGUAUGGCCGAUGCAAGCGACCGGGAGAAGCUCGCGAGAUAUUCGACAGCCUACGUGAGAAGAACGUAGUGUCCUGGACAAGUAUGAUCCGAGCGUAUGCUCUAAGUGGCCAAAACCGAGAGGCCGUGAAGCUCUACAAGGCUAUGGACGUGACUCCAAACGAGUAUACUCUGGCUUCCAUCGCCGAGGCCUGCGAGAAUCUGGAAGAAGCAAGGGAGAUCGAGACAAGAGCCGUGGAUGGCGGUUUUGGAUCCGUGAGAGCCGUGGCACUGGCGAUCGUUGGCAUGUUUUGCAAGCUCGGGAGCCUGGACGAUGCGCGGAGAUACUUGAUCCGGCACGACGCAAAAAACGUUUUUUGCUGGAACCAACUGAUCGCAGCGCAAGGCCGGAGCUCGAGCUCGAGCACGGCUAUGGAUUUGUACCGGGAAAUGCGACGAAACCACGGCGUGGAGCCCGACUGCGUCACGUACCUCGAGCUCCUCAAGGUGUGCUCGGACUGGAAGCUCGGGCGGGAGCUCCAUGCAAGCGUUUUGGAGCACGGAUUCGAGCAGGACGAGGUCGUGAGCAGCGCGCUGGUGACGAUGCAUGGGAGAUGUGCCAUGCCAGACGCCGCGAGGAAGAUCUUCGCAAGCAUCGAGAGGAAGAACGUCGUAUCCUGGACGACGAUGAUCGCGGCCUACGCGCAGAGCGAUCGCAGCGACGAGGCGAUGGAGCUUUUCCACGCCAUGGACUUGGAAGGCGUGAGGCCGAGCGAGCAGACGUUCGUGAGCGUCGUGCACGCGCUGGCAUCCAGUUCUUCUUCCAGGGACGAGCUUGCCGCGCUCGCGGCGGCGAGAUCGCUCGAGGAGCGCGCGCUGCGAUCCGGGCUAGGAAUCGAUGGCGUGCUCGGGAAUGCGAUGGUGGACUUGUACGGCAAGCGCCGGCGGCCGGACGAGGCGAGGGGAGUCUUUGACGCGAUGCGCUCGAGGAGCGCGGUGGCGUGGACUGCGAUGAUCCAGGCCUACGCCCAGAGCGGCCGCCGCGAGGAAGCGUUCGCGCUGUUUCGCGAGAUGGAGAUCGAGCCGGCUGCGACGACGUUUGUGAGCGUGCUUGAGGCCUGCGCAGGGAGCUCCGACUUGGACGCCGGGCGGGAGGUUCACUCCGCGGUUGUGUCGCGCGGCUUGGAGUCGGACGUGUUCGUGGGCACCGCGCUGAUCGACAUGUUUGGCAAGUGCGGUGAUUGCGACGCUGCGCGAUCGUCAUUCGAGCGCAUUGCCGACAAAACCAUCGUGCCGUGGAACGCCAUGCUCGCGGUCUACGUCCAAAACGGCCGCCCGAGAGACGCGCUCGAGCUCUUGAACCACGGCGGUACAGUCAACGGCAGGGGCGGUACGGUCAAACUAGUCAAUGCGACGGGCGGCACUGGCGGCGUGACGCCGGACAAGAUCACAUUCGUGCUCCUGCUGAACGCGUGUGGCGCGCUGGGCGAGAUAGCGGUGGGGAGAGCGCUCCACCGUGAUGCCAUCCCGGGCGAGCUCUUGGGCGAGAGCUCGUGCAUCGGCAACGCGCUGGUGGCCAUGUACGCGAGCUGCGGGAGCUUGGAGGAGGCCCGCGUGGCAUUCCGCGGCAUCCAGCGUAAGAGCCUCGCGAGCUGGAACGCCAUGGCUGGGGCUGUGGCGGCGCUGGGCGGGUCACGAUCUUGGAGCGCGAGCAUGGAGCUCUUCUCGGAGAUGGAGCUCCAAGGAUUCAACGCGGACGAGGCGAGCUUGGCAGGGAUACUCUCGGGAUGCAGCCACGCCGGAUUGAAGCACCAAGGGUGGCGGAUCUUUGUGUCCAUGACCGAUGACUUUGGAGUACCUUGCAGCGCUGUGCACUACGUUUGCAUCGUCGACAUGCUUGGUCGGCUGGGGCAGCUCGACGAGGCCGAGAGCUUGCUGGGCAGCAUGCCAUAUCAGCCGGGGCUGGUGGGCUGGAUGACGCUGCUGGGGGCGUGCGGUAAGCACGGUGACGUAUGCCGAGGCGCCAUUGCCGCGCAGCAUGCCGCGGAGCUUAACGACCGGAACGCUGCCGCUAACUACGUGCUGCUGGCUAACAUGUAUGCAGGGAUCAUGUAUGCUACCGAAGGUGGAGAGUUUUGA